Anopheles cruzii is the source of this 603-nucleotide messenger RNA. RefSeq lists its product as uncharacterized. Lineage: Eukaryota; Metazoa; Arthropoda; Insecta; Diptera; Culicidae. The coding region runs from base 1 to 603 and encodes 200 amino acids. The record is from RefSeq and is a predicted model, not a curated record. The transcript has 2 exons.
AUGCGGCUGGCGCUACCGUGGCUUGUGGUUGGAAUUUUGAGCUUCCUUAGGCCGUGGGCCGACGGGCAGGACUUCUUCUCCAUGCUUCCGUCAGCUCCUGGCGGAGUGGGACGCAAGAAACUGUUCAUCACACGGGUCGGCCAGUGCGUGGGGAAGAAGAAUCUUCCCAUCUACCUGCCGGACAUGCGGAUCGCGCCCUACAAUCGCACGAACUACGUCGUCAGUGGCGAACUGCACUUCCGGGAGAACUUACCGGACUACAAGCUUUCGGUGAUGGUAAAACAGUGCGACGACAUCCGGGCAACGAUCAACUGUCGGCCGUUUCUGAAUAACAUUGCCAACAGUGACGGCUGCGGUUUGCUGCGGGCUACCGGAACAAUGUAUAACGUGUACAUGCGUAACUUCCAGCCGAAACUGCAGUGCCCGUUCUGGAAUGGGACGUACAUUAUGGGAGAAACACUGGUGGAUGAUAACCUGGUGAAAUACUUGCCGGGUUCCGGAAGCACAUUUUGGGAAGUACGAAUGACCGGCCGUGUCAAAGAGCGGAUGAUUUUCUGCGUCGUGAUGCAGCUCAACGUUCGUCCCAAGAAGUCGAAGCAUUAA